ACCCGGAUGCUCGAUUUGUAAACCAUUGACUUGUGGAUACUGUAGCUCUAGACGACUGAGAAUGACGCUCUACCAUUUCGGGAACUGUCUUGCACUUGCUUGCGGGCCGUAUAUUAUUACAUACAAGUACUCUAUGUUAUCGGAAUACAGUGCAUUUUGGAAGUGUGUAAAAGUCGGUGGAGCGUACAUUGUUACACAGUUUUGCAAGAUGUUGCUGCUUGCAACUUUCUUUCCGGUUGACUCAUCUGGGGAAAGAUUUGAUCCAUCAACGGAGCUGAUGAAGGCAACGAUGGACAUUGGAGAUGUGAUUGGCAUUUAUUUUGUAUUGAGUAAAAUAUCAGGGAAAGGAGAAAUGAAGAUUUUAGUUACGGGAUUAGGCUGGUCUGCUGCUGAACUGGCAACUACAAGGUUAAUCCCGCUGUGGGUGGGAGCAAGAGGAACAGAAUUUAACUGGAAUUACAUGUUGAUGAGUUUUGAUGCCAACAUCUGUCUUGUGCACUAUUUGACUGUAGCAGCUCUUCUUUGGGUUCUGACUCGACCCGACUUGAACAAGGCCUUUAGACCGGCAGUAGUUGGUCUGUUACUAAUAACUUGUUAUAAACCAGUUAUUUUAAGGCUAUUGUCUUUAUCUGUUCUGCUUACAUCGUUGAUGAGCCUCUUUGUACAGACAGUAGUGGUGUGUGGGUUAGGGGCUGCUGCUUUGUGUUUACUUAGAAUGGUGUCUUAUGGUCAGUAAUGGCUAGUACAAUUAUUUCAAAUAAAACAGUAAGAACUGAAGAA
Molecule: messenger RNA, 780 nt
Organism: Corticium candelabrum
Lineage: Eukaryota; Metazoa; Porifera; Homoscleromorpha; Homosclerophorida; Plakinidae
Product: BOS complex subunit TMEM147-like
Exons: 7
Coding region: 62-736 (224 amino acids)
Source: RefSeq, a predicted model, not a curated record